Molecule: messenger RNA, 3181 nt
Organism: Rana temporaria (common frog)
Lineage: Eukaryota; Metazoa; Chordata; Amphibia; Anura; Ranidae
Product: sodium- and chloride-dependent neutral and basic amino acid transporter B(0+)-like
Exons: 14
Coding region: 289-2211 (640 amino acids)
Biological process (GO): sodium ion transmembrane transport
Cellular component (GO): membrane
Molecular function (GO): L-proline transmembrane transporter activity
Source: RefSeq, a predicted model, not a curated record
AAGGAAUACUUAGUGCUUAGAAUUGUUUCACAGUAUGAGCUGCAGGUUUCUAAGUUGCCUUAAUAAUUCAUUUUAACUAUUUGCAGAAUGUUGUUUAUUGCCAUGAAUAUAGUUCAAUUCUAUUGUGGACUAGGUGUACUGUAGUAGCUUCAUCGAGUAAUCACAAGAAGUCAAUUGUUACACUCCUUAAUUACAUGUUACAAGUGUCUUGUUUAACCUUACAUCACUCCAACACAGUACAACACAGAGGUUACAACAAAGGACUUGCUAACUACUUAAAAAGAGGACAUGGGAAAUAUAGCACUACCGGGAUUUUUUAAAUGCUGUAAGAAAAAAGCAACGGAGGAAACUAAUGAUAACACAAGUGUGAAAAGUACAAGUGAAAAUCCAGAACGAGAGUUUUGGUCUAGCAAAACAGAUUACUUGCUGUCUUUGGUGGGGUACGCCGUAGGACUUGGAAAUGUCUGGAGAUUUCCAUAUCUCGCAUACAAACAUGGUGGAGGUGCCUUCCUGAUCCCUUAUGUAAUAAUGCUGGCUCUGGCAGGUUUACCUUUAUUAUUUUUAGAGUGCUCACUAGGCCAGUUUGCCAGCCUCGGCCCCAUUGAAAUAUGGAGAAUUACCCCCCUUUUCCAAGGUGUCGGGUUUACUAUGGUGAUUAUAUCAACCCUUGUAUCUAUAUAUUACAAUGUCAUUAUUGCUUACAGCUUAUUUUAUUUAUUCGCUUCAUUUCGAAGCUAUCUGCCAUGGGGUGAUUGCUAUGAAUGGGCAGAUAGUAGCUGUCAAGGCACCAUAAAUGGUUUCUGCAACGUCACUUUGGACAAUGCUACAAUGACUAUGAACAUGUCUUCAGUACAUGAACAAAAUCUGACUUGUAUUGCAGACAACACAACAGAGCUCCCAAGCAAGCAAUACUGGGAUAAAGUAGCUCUGAAGCGAUCAAGUGGUAUGGAUGAAACAGGCAUAGUUGUUUGGCACUUAGCGCUCUGUCUGCUACUGGCAUGGAUUAUAACUGCCGCUGCCCUGGUCAAAGGAAUAAAAUCUUCUGGAAAGGUGGUAUAUUUCACAGCCGUGUUUCCAUAUAUAGUCCUCAUCAUACUUCUUAUUAGAGGAGUCACACUGGAGGGAGCAAGGGAUGGUAUUGAAUACUUUAUUGGACAACAGUCUGAUAUUUCAAAGCUUUCCAAUGGAGAAGUGUGGAGAGAUGCUGCUACCCAAAUAUUUUAUUCUCUUAACACAGCUUGGGGAGGAUUGAUUGCUCUUUCAUCCUAUAACAAAUUCCAAAACAACUGUUACUGGGACUCCAUAGUGGUUUCCGUUAUAAACUGCCUGACCAGCAUCCUUGCAGGAUUUGCUAUCUUCUCCAUCCUUGGUCACAUGGCCCUAGUGUCAGGCAAGAAGGUUCCUGAAGUUGUGGAUGAAGGAUUUGGUCUGGCAUUCAUUGCCUACCCUGAUGCAUUGGCCAGGCUUCCAGUAUCUCCCCUCUGGUCUAUUUUGUUCUUCUGUAUGCUCCUGGCAUUAGGACUUGACUCUCAGUUUGCACUAAUUGAAACUCUUACAACAACAAUACAAGAUGUUUUCCCAAAAGUAAUGAAAAAAUUGAGGAUUCCCUUGACAACUGCGAUAUGCGCUGUGUUAUUCUUACUAGGGCUCCCGUGUGUUACACAGGCAGGAAUAUAUUGGGUAAACCUCAUUGACUCAUUUUGCGGUGGAUGGGCUCUUCUAUUUGCUGCCGUUUUGGAGCUGGUGGCUGUAAUCUGGAUAUAUGGUGGCAAUAGAGUUAUCUUGGAUAUAGAGAUGAUGCUUGGGAAGAAGCACUGGAUAUUCUGGUUGUGGUGGAGAGUAUGCUGGUAUUUUGUAUCCCCGGUAUUGCUAGCAGCUAUUUUAAUCUGGUCUUUGGUCACAUACGAAGCUGCAGGAUAUGGUGGUGUAGUUUACCCGAAAUGGGCAAUUAUACUAGGAUUUUUAAUGGUCGUCUUCUGCCUUAUAUGGAUUCCCAUCAUUGCUAUUGUGAAGGUCAUUCAAGCCAAAGGGAACAUUUUUCAGCGUAUUGCAAGUUGUUGUAGACCAACUGAAAACUGGGGACCUGCCCUGGUGAAGAAUCGUGGGGAGAGGUACAAAGAUAUGAAGGAUGACAGAGUCAAGGAGGAGGACAAAGGAGUGGAAAUUCCAGAUAUUAAAGGAGUUGAUAAUGUUUCAUUUCAGAGAGACUAAGACAACCCAUAUGUACAGACCGUAGAGAUUGACCAUCUCUAUCAGACUGAUGAAUCCAUAGACUAACUGCUAAAUGGCAUCAAGAGGUUUGCUAAAGUGACAAGUAGCCUAAUCAGAGCUGCGUAAACAUGCACAAGUCACAUUUCUUGUAUGGAUACACACAUUAGGCAAUGGAAGUGUAAAAUACUGCGUGAACAAGUGCUAAAUAAAAAGAAAAUAUACGACAAUAGCCAAGGCUUGGAAACAGCCCAAGGUCUCCUUUUUGGCUGCCAAACGCAAAAUUCCAUGGAUUAUGUCCCAGAAGAAGUUGGCCAGCAUUUUGCUUGACUCUAAAGCCCAAUUUGAAUCUACCUGGGAACCCUGGGCACAUCACAUGGGCAUUACUCUCCUCCCUGUGGUACCGGCAUAAUGAACACACAUCUCUUACCCAUCUUCGGCUCACUUCCUGUUGAUUGACUUCUCUUCUCUCCCCUCUUUUCCCCUCCAUGCUCUGUUCCCCUCCCCUUCGCAGGUACAAUAUGGCCCUCCAUUACAUCCGCAGUGACCUUGUAGACCAAGUACCUUGGAGUUUUUAGGUCAAAGGGCCCUACACUCGAGGCAUGUAGUCUACGUACCUAAACCACUCUACCAGACGCAAAACUCAAUGCCAAACCAUGGAAAAGGUUACACUCUGGGAACUCAGGGUGGCUAUCAGGGCAUAGUAUGUUCCCAUUUAGGGUGCCGGGAGAGCCUCACCGGGAUCCUGGAACAGGUAAUCUAGCAGCAUGAGUGCUCAGCCGAGAAGACAGUACCAAUUUUCUAUCCUCGCCACCACACCACUGCUUUUCUUUUCUGCAAGAUUGUAGGCUCGUUUAAUGCCCUGUGAGAUUUUUGAAUUCCAUGUAUGUCUGUUUCAAACGAAUAAAAAUAUUUGAAAGUAAAAAAUAAAAUGUACAUAAAAAUACUUUCUAUUAAUAAAAAGAAAACACUU